Messenger RNA from Dendroctonus ponderosae (mountain pine beetle), 1067 nucleotides. RefSeq lists its product as uncharacterized. The transcript is spliced from 5 exons. Lineage: Eukaryota; Metazoa; Arthropoda; Insecta; Coleoptera; Curculionidae. The record is from RefSeq and is a predicted model, not a curated record. Bases 143 to 913 code for a protein of 256 amino acids.
ACAUUGUCCCAAUAAUGACCAUCACAUACCUUUGCACAUUCAGUUGUUCGGUUAGUGGUUGAAACGCGCAAUUUAGUCGUCUCCAGAAACUCGACCUAGACUCAUUUAACAGUGGGAAAAUUUUCGUACAUACGCCGAAAAAAUGGACCGCAUAUUGCUCGUAAUUGUAAUGGGAAUUCCAAUAAUACCCCAUUUGAGCAAUGCUGAACACAUCGAAAUUUCGACUGGCAUGCCUAUGACCCUAACACCGCCUAUCAUUAAUUCAAACUCACCUCCAGACGGAAGAACUCAGUUUUUAAGAGCUGUGGAAAACUACCUCACCGAAAGCACAAACGUGAAGACGCAAUCUUCGAAUCCCAGCGUAGAUUACAUAGGCCAACCCCUGUAUCCUGUGUAUCCCCAAUAUAAUGCAGUGGGAAAUAUGAAUACUAGUGUCGUCCCAGUAAAUGGUGCGAACGAGACUACUAACUAUUCUUCACUUAUCGUUCUUGUUCUUAAGAUGGGAGUUGAGGUCUUCCGCCAGCUAUUCCUAUAUUAUCUUAUUAGAUAUUUUGUCAUUAAACUUAUAAAUUUAUUUGACUUCAUACUGGCUUUAAGGGCGCUUCUCAUUUCGGACGAAUUAUCCGAUUUAUUAACGAAGACGACUCUUAAAGCGGGAAUACAAAUAAUUGGAAACAUAUCUUACUUUUUAAUAAAAGGAGCUGGAGUUCUGACAAUAGGAGGAAUAAUCACUACUGUAAUUUGUUAUUUCACCUCGAUUUGCACCGUCAAAUACAAUGGACUCAAGUCUCAAAAGGAUACGGACAACGGCGCAAUCAGAGCAUUCAUGAGACCAGACAAAUUGGCAUCACUAGCCGCCCUAGUACAAGAAGCAAUUUCCAAAUAUCAAACGCUACAGAAAUCAACUGCUUAAUGGUCUUAUAAUACAAGAACAAUAAGUGAAAAUAUUAGUUCCUAAUGCUUUAAGAGAACUUAUAAGCAAUAAUGUUGAAAUUUCGACGUGAGCUGAAGUCAGCUAUCAAUAUACAAAUAUACUAUUAAAUAAAAAAUUUGUUAAAAAUUGAAAA